AUGGACGAUGAUCAAAGGUCAGUAUCUUAUGUUCCUAGCAUAGGAGACGAGGAGGAGUGGGUUGACUUGCAAGACGCUGAACAGACUGGUGACUUGAUUGGAGGUGACAUGUUUGAACAUCAUGACGGUGAAACUUUUGAGCAUUCUUUGGACUUUGGAAUUUCGAGCUUUGAACCUGGAAGAGCUUCAGAGCUUCAGCAAGAGUCCACAAUGCCGGUUGGCGUGGAGUUGCCAGUUGCCUCCUUAGAACCUGCUCCUCUGACAGGGAACUCAUGGAACUCAAUGCUGGCACAUGCAUUUGCUUCAAACAUGAAUGUUGCAGCAACCUUGCCAUUGCCAUGGGAGACUGGGACAAUGCGUGACAUUUUCAGUGACAGUGUUUUGCCAGCUUUUGCACCCACCAUUUUUGAUACCACCAACUUGUCUCAGCCUGACGUUGCAAGACAGUCGUUGCCCUCAGAUGUCCUGUUUGCAGACAACUGUGAUGCAGUGAGACCUGCAUACAUGAGUGCUGUGCGGAGUCUUAAAGAUCUAGACUUUGUGGAAGGUAAAAAAGCGCAGCUCACACUUGCAACCUCCAAGUGGCUUGAGAUACUUUCCAUUGAUUGGAGGUGUUCCAGUGUUGGUGAACAAGCGGCUUCUGAUAUGCAGGCUGAUCCAUCAGGUGACCUGGCAGAGCAAUCACUAAGGGCAGUCUUUGGAGUCAAAUCGCCAUCAACACUAUUGAAGCGUGCAGCGAGCUUACGACAGUAUGUUGUAUGGUUUCAGAAGGAAUGUUGUGCAAGUGACACAUAUGUGAGUCCAUUUCCUUUGACCGAGCAUGAUGUAUGGAGAUACUUCCUGCACCUCAGGGAGGUACGCAAGGAGUCGAAGAAAGGUUUCACAGUUUGCUCAACCUUCCUGGAGACACUGCGGUUUUGCAAGUAUGUCAUUGGGAUGUAUUGGAUUGAUGCGAUUCUGGCUUCAAAACGUUUGCUAGGUUUUGCUGCAGUGGAACGACAGGAAAAAGGACCUCUGUGUCAGGCACCGUCCCUUGAAGUGGAGCACUUGCUCAAGCUCCAUGAGAUCUUAGAGCGAGGUGACAAUGAUGUUGAUCGAAUUGGUGCAGGCGCUUUCUUAUGUGCAAUUUAUGCUCGUGCAAGAUGGAGUGACUUGAGGUUCAUUCACCAUAUAAAAUAUGAUGGAUACAAGCGAAACGCCACACUGGACCUUUACACCUCAGAACACAAGACCAGUUCCGUUGGUUUGCGCAGGGAACAGUUCUUGCCUCUGGUGAUUCCAUCAGAGGGAAUUGUGCAGACAGACUGGAUAGGAGUCUUCAUAGACCUGUGCCACAGACAGGGCUUUGAUUGGACAAAGGUUCCUUAUGGACCACUUCUGCCUGCACCCAAGGGAAACAAUGAUUGGUGUGCGAGGCCUUUGAGUACAAGCGAAGCUGCAGCAUGGUUGCGAAAGUUGCUGGAAGGAUGUCAGAAUGUUGACAAAAUACGUGCGCACAGCAUGAAGGUCACGUUGUGCGUUUGGGCAGCCCGUGCAGGGUUCAGCAAGGAGCAUCGUGCAACACUCAGCCACCAUGCUACUGCACUGCACGGUUCAGACAUUGUCUACUCACGUGAUUUGCAGACAGCAGCAAUUCGGAAACUGCAGAUGCUGCUCAAGAAGGUUCGAAUCGGUCUUGACCCUGGGGCAGCUGAUGAGAGGGUACGUGAGGUUACUGCAAGAUUUGAUGCAGGUUUUGACAGUGUGGUUCGAACGCCGGUGUUUAACCAGCAAGCUCCACAGACACCACUUCCUCCAAGCGAUGCCGUGGAUGCCGCGGGCAAGACGAAUGUGGCGUCUGGCAUUUCAGAAGCUGCAGUGGUGGUGGAACGGGGUUUGAACCAAGGCCAAGAGAGGACUCCCACGAUGAUGACCGAAUGCAAGACUGAGGAUAGCGACGAUAGCUCGGCAGAGUACUUCACCAGUGCAGUGCCCAAGCCUGCUUACACUGAACACGCCAUCAAAGAUGCAGGUGCAAGCAGCCUGUCUCAGUUAGCAUUUGCAGUUGGGCAGCCAGGACAGCCCAUAUCUCCUCAAGAUGUUGAUCAGUUCUUGAGGGGUGCAUUGGGGCGAGACCCCUCACUUGCGGAGAAUGCACAUGUUAGAAGGCUGGCAUUUGAGGCACAGACCUUACUGGUAGCAAGUUUGAGACAGGUGGUUGACAGCAGGGAAGAUUCAGCACCGAAAAAGAUCGGUGCAGCAGAACGAGAAACCAGGAUGACUGCGAUAAGGGCAGAGCUUGGAGGGCUCACUAUUGCAGAUGAAAAUGAGCCAUCACAUGCUUUGUUAGAGAAAGCUUGCCAGAUUCACGAGUCAAACACCUUGAAGUAUCUGGAACCCUCGGCGUGCACUUCAAGAAGCCAGGAGGUACAGGGAAGCUCCAAGACAAAGGAGCUCGUUUUCGAGGGAGGCUCACUUGUGGUGAAGGACAAAGAGGACAAGCUUGUUGCUCCUACUGCCAGUGAAAUUCAAUUUUUACAGGCAAUGACACGGCGUGGAAUCGCCUUCAAGUUUGCUCGCUUGAUGUCGUACGAGCAGCACAGCUCCUGGGUCAGUUUUCUAUUGCAGGCCAUGCAGCGUGAGGCGCCACCAGGAUACAACAAGCCGAGUUUGCAUCAAGUGAUGUUGUGUGACAAGGCGGCCUUCACACGCCUGGGAUCAAGCAUGGGGUCAGUCCGACAAGCAGCUGACCAGUCAUUCCCGUUGGGAAUCAAGUUGCUGGAGUUGAGGAGCGAUCCAAUGAUUGCUUUGCACUUGGCACCCCUGGCCAGAGCCCAAGGAUCCCAGCAGACGACACAGAGAACAGGGCCUUACGCUAUGGGGCCAAAGGCUACAGCACCAGGGAACUUUGACAAGAAGGGAAAAGGAAAAGGAAAAAAGGGCAAAACGCCCCCCGUGCCGGCUGAGAUGCGCAACAAGUGGCACAAGACAUCAAAUGGUGAGCCACUAUGCUUUGGAUACAACACGUCAAAAGGCUGCGACUUGGCCCGUGACGGUGAACGUUGCAGUAAGGGGUGGCACUUGUGUGCUGAGCCACGGUAUGUAGCAAACCAGUGCUACAUGAUCGAAGUUUUCAGUGGAACAGCCACACUCUGUUCAGUCGCCAAGCAAUUUGGCUUGGAUGGAUCACUUGCAUUGGACAAGAUGCGAAAGAAAGGUGCAAAGGCGACAAUUUUUGUCUUCGAUAUCUUGGAUCCCAAGGACCAGGAACUUUUGUAUCACUGGUUGGAAUCAGACCUUGUGGCCUGGGUUCAUAUUGCCCCAGUUUGUGGUACGUGCUCACGAGCACGACAGAUCCGAAAUGGAGGGCCCAGACCGUUAAGGUCAGACACCUAUCCAAUGGGCUUGCCAGAUUUGACCUCCGAAGAGAGGCAACGUGUCGACUUGGCCAACAAGAUGUAUGUCGAGUCCUGCAAGCUGUUUCAACACUGCGAUUCAAGACGAAUCUUGGUGACCAUGGAGAACCCGUCAUCAAGUAUUUUCUGGUUGACGGAUCCAUUUUUGCAGUUGCAACUGGACAUGGAGGUUUUCCACUCAGACUCUCAAAUGUGUAUGAUGGGUGGAUCAAGACCAAAGUGGACAAGACUGGUUGCAAAUUUUGCUUCAAUUUCAGAACUGGAUAUUGCAUGCGAUCGGCAACAUGCACACCAACCUUGGGGUAAAACAAUGGACGCAGCAGGGAACGAAGUGUAUGCUACAAGCCUGGAGGCUGAAUACCCGCGACGGUUCUGCAUAGCCGUCGUGCAGUGCGUCCUACGGCAGCUACAGCGGCAGCAUCUGGAGCUGCCCCCCAAUACUUUGUUUGACAUCAAGGAUGAGAAAAUGUUUGAAAUGCAGACAGCCAGAAUCACUGCCUUGAAUCAAUCCCGGAAGUCGAAGCUUCCUCCUUUAAUGCCUGAUUCUGCAUCAACUGGUGUUUUCUAUGUUUUACGAGCGGCAGACAUUCCAUGUGCACUGCAGGCAAAGCUGAAGCAAUCUGUGGAAGUUUUCACAAAAACAGGCGCUACUGUUUUUGUGCCUGAACAUUCAAGGUUUUUGCGACGUUCAGCAACAACAUCACCUUUUUCUACAACGGGGGGUGUCAAGGUCGGUGAUGAGUGUUUUGAAGUAGCAUUUGGGCUACCCUGGACUUUUGAUACAUUUACGAAGAAGGCGUCUCAGAUGGGGCACCCGGCCAAUUUUUGCAAGCUUGUGCCAAGUGAUAUUCAAUCUGCAAUUGACUUUCAUGUUGAACACUCUCUGGAAGAAGUGGCGCAGUACAGAUUGGAAUGGUGCAAACAAUGGUUAAAACGAGCAGCAGAUCUGGAAGUUGAAGAAAAAGCUGCUGCCAAAAAGCGGCACCCGUCGACGUCAAAGAAACGUCUGCGGCUUACCCGGGAGAUUUUGCAAAGCCUUGGGUAUGAAGACUUGGAAGUACUGGACCUCCUGCAGAAGGGGUCGACUUUGGCGGGAGAAAUUGAACCCUCAGCAGUUUUCCAAUCCGCGUUCAAGCCUUGUGUUGCAACUUUACAACAGCUGGAAGACUGUGCAGCCAAGCGUAAUUUGCUGAUACUGGGGAUGACUAAGAGCUCAGGCUCUGCAGCCAUGGAUGAAGCAGUGCUCAAGGAAACGCAGGAGGAGCUGGCCAAAGGAUGGGCUGACGGGCCUUGGGACCUUCAAAGUUUGGAGGCCGGGGCAACUAUAUCAAGGAGGUUUGCCUUGCAGCAGGGCGAAAAGGUCAGGAUGAUUGAUGACUACUCCAUUUCAGGAGUUAACGAUAGCUGCACCAUAAAUACAAAGUUGGAUCUACAUGUUGUCGACACCUUUGUAGCUGCUGCACGGGCCUACUUUGAGCAGAUGUCAGCGAAUGGAAAGGAUGCCUCCCUUCAGGCAAAGACAUAUGACCUGAAGAGCGCGUACCGGCAGAUUCCCAUACGCUCUGACCACCUGAAAUACGGUUACUUCUGCAUCUACAAUUGUGAGAAAGGUGCGGUGGAAAUAUAUCGCUCAAGGACGCUUCCAUUUGGAGCAACUCAUAGCGUCUACAACUUCCUGCGCCUUGCCCGGAUGAUCCAUUUCAUUGCAGCCAGGGGAGCCAAACUGGUCACUACAAAUUUUUAUGAUGACUUUAUUUUGGCCAGCAAUGGAGCCUUGCGUGAGUCGGCAAAGAACAGCAUGGAACUGAUUUUUCUUUUUACUGGCUGGGAUUUUGCUACGGAGGGAAAGAAAUCGACGACUUUUUCUGAAAUUUGCUGUGCGUUGGGUGUUGCAUUUGAUUUGACAAAAUCAUGCUUGGGGACCUUGGAAAUCAAGAAUACGGAGUCUCGUAUUGCGGAUCUUGUGCAACAACUAAGUGAGGUUGACAAACAGCGCCGUCUCAACAGGCCAGAGACUCUUCGGCUGCGGGGCAGACUGGGCUUCGCAGAUGGAUUCUUACACGGACGCUUGGGCGCACUGGUUCUCAAGCGAUUGGUGGAUCACGCGUAUGGGUCCAAGUCUGAUGUGGAUGACGACCUUGCUGGCGUGCUGAACAUGAUGAAGUCAAGACUUUUGACAGCUGGGCCAAAGACUGUCAGUACGCAGGCUGUCAAGGAGUGGCUUGUUUUUACCGAUGCAGCAUACGACAAAGAGUCCAAAGAUGGAGGGCUUGGAGCAGUUUUGGUUAGCGCAAGUGGAGACUGCGCUGCCUGGUUUUCUUUGAAGCUUGAUACAAGCAUGUGCAAAGUUUUUGGAGCGUGUGACAAAGAGACAAUCAUUUACGAGUUGGAGAUGCUUGCAGCGUGUUUAGCUUUUGAUGUUUGGUCUGGUUUUCUGAGGUCCUCCUAUUCAGUGCACUAUGGAGACAAUGAUAGCGUGCGUUAUGCGCUAAUCAGGGGGACUGGCUUGGGUACUACAGCUGGUACCAUUAUGAGAUUACACUUGCAAACAGAAGUAGACGUGAACAGCUGCCUGUGGUUCGCUCGGGUUCCAACGGAAGCCAACAUUGCAGACGUGCCAUCCCGUGGCGAAACUCACCCUUUCCUGGAGUCGAAGCUUGAUGUUUCAUCUACUGCUGCAAAUUGCUUGGAACGUUUUCUGGUGGAAGUGCAAGAGGAGUGUUUAUCGCUGCACUUGCACCAGAACAACACGAUGAAGCUCUUCGUAGAAGAUCGAAUUGUGAUGUUAGUGCAAAGGCAGUGCAGCCAGUUGCCGGCCCUUUUUUUGCUCGCUGGUGUUUGGCUAGCCACGGUGACACCAGCCUGUCCCUCGCGUUUCUGCAGGGUGUCCUCAGUGGAUGAUGUCCUUGGGCGUAUAGGCUUGAAGGCGGAUGGCGAGAAUACCUUCCAAGGUAUUCCAGGCUCCGUAUCAUCCAGAAGCGGAAGUUUAAAAAAGGUGUCUGCAACUCCGCCCGACAAAGCUGUGGUGCGUCGAUUGCUGCAAGGUUUAGAGGCCAAAAGUGAAAGUGAUGCUUUGCGAUUCUCAUCGAAACAGCGUUGUGCCUUGCAGUCUUUGUCACCAAGCCCCACACCACCAGGUCGUAGAUCGCUGCGUUCGCUGGAAGGGACGAGCUUAUCGACACCUUGGGCCGUGGUGCUUGACCAUUUGGCGGAAGGUCAGCUGACCUUGGAUGAUGCUCACUACGUCUUUCAGCGUUGCUGCGAUGGUGAAGAUCCUCUGCCCUGCAGCUUGCUGCUUGCCUUGGCACAAGCGGCGAAGGAGCUCAUUCGCCGUGAACCGAUGGUCCUUCGACUUGCAGUACCCAGAGAGGGGCGUUUGGUGCUGCUGGGGGACACCCAUGGCCACCUGAAAGAUGUGGUGCACAUUUGGACGGCUGAAGGGACACCCUGCAAAGAGUUGGUAUACAUCUUCAAUGGCGACAUUUGUGACCGAGGCGACUCGGAACGGCGCGGGGGGCAGCGAGCAUUGCAGAUUUGGGCCUCUGUGCUGGCCUACAAAAUCGCCCUACCUUCAUGCAUCUUUGUGACAAGAGGCAAUCAUGAAGAUCGUGACUACUGGCCGCAGUAUGCUGCUCAGGGCUUCAGCGGUGAGAUUGAGGCCAAAUACUCGGAUCGAUCAGAGGUGAACGACUUGUUGGAUGCCUUCGGUGAAUUAUGUGAUCAGCUCCCUCUGGCAGCGGUGGUGGAUGACACCUGUCUGGUGAUGCACGGGGGGCUCCCCAGAUGUUGGGAGAAGGGGGGUCCACUCGAGGACUUGGAAGGUCUGGAACGGCCCUUGCGAAUCCCCGAGAACGUGGAUGGACGGCAGAAACAACUCAUCUACGACGCCACCUGGGCUGAUCCACAGCACGAGAAGGGGCUGGGGCCCAAUGACCGUGGGGGCGACGCGGUGUCCUUCGGGCCGGAUGUGACUCUGGCGGUCCUGCGGAGCUUGAAUUUGCAGCUCUUCGUUCGGUCCCAUGAGCUGCCUGGAAGGAGUGGUGAAGAGUUCAGUGGUCGCGGCUUUGAAUGGUGGCAUUUGGCUGCCGAUGGAAAACACCUUCCAGGUGCUGAGGCUCUGCUUCUGAGUGUCUUCACGGCCAGUGACUACUGCGGCUGCCUUGAGGGGAACUUUGGGGCGCGCAUGGUGUGGAAAGAUGGCCAUGGAUUCAAGCUGGUGGAACACCAGGGUUGGGAGGCAGAGCAAUCCCUGCAGAACUUGACCUUCGACCCGGCGGAUGGGCUCUUGUCCGAAGGCCCUUUGGAACGCAGUGUGAUCGAAGCGGUGGUGGAGCGAAAACACGAGCUGCUGGCGGAGUUCAUCGCAUCGGAUUCCCAGAAGGACUGGUUGCUGCCAGUGGAAGAUUGGGAAAGCUGCUGUCGCAAGGUUUUGCCCCAGAUCCCUUGGAAGGACUUGGCCACGAAGCAAAGCAUUGUACCCCUGCAGAGUGACCAAGUGAACUACAUGCUUUUCCUCACUCGCUAUCAGGUUCGAUUCCGUCAUAGAGAAGGUGUUCAUGUCAGCUUCCAUCGCCGCAUGGCCGCCCAGCUCUUUGCAGGUCUCUUGCGGGCCAACCGCAGCCUGCGUGGGACAUUGGAAAUGCUCGACCCGGACGGCGACGGCCGCGUGAGCGCCCGCGAGUUCGUGCAGGCGCUGCGAAAAGUCGUGGCGAAUGGUGGAGCGGUGCUGCCUUCGCAGGCGCUGGCAUUGUAUCGCACCGCGGCGGAGCAAGGUGGCAACAUCCGCGUGGAAGACUUUCUGGGCACUCUCUCGUUGCACUUCGCUCUCACCCAGCCCCGUGCCACGACGCCCGCGACGGACUUUGUUCCGCAGCUGCUGGAUGACAUUUGUCGUGACAUCCUGGGGGAAUUCAACAGCCCAGCAAUGAGGAUCCGUCAGUUCUUUGAGGAGGCUGAUGUGAACAAGAACGGCUAUUUGGAGCCCCAUGAGUUCACUGCAGCCCUGCGGCAGUUGCCCUCCUGUCGCGCGCGGACGGAGGAGGAGAUGGCGCAGCUCCGGCGAUUUGUGGAUCUCAACGGUGACGAUCGCAUUAACUACCCGGAACUCUUGCGAGCCUUGUACGUUCGAGCGGGGCAUGGCGCCCAAGCCUUGCUGGAGGAUUCCCUUGAAGCGGUUCAUCGGGUCCUGCACUUCGAGUUUGCAAGGCCUUUGCGCAGCCUCUUGCGGAAGCUGUGUCCCGGUCGGCGUUGCAGUCGGUCUGAGUUCAGGCGCGCUCUGGUCUCGCUGAACGACGCCAGCGACGCCAGCUUCCGCUCCACGGGAACGGCGACGUUGAGCGAGGAGCAGCUGAGCUGUUUGGUGGACAGCAUUGAUGUGCAGCUGGGGGAGGGCGAGGAUGAGGCGCAUCUUGAUUUUGAAGAGUUUUUGGACAGCUUCAGCAUUGUGGAUAGCCUCGAAGACCCAGAGCAGCUGCCAGAAGAUGAGGAUGAUCUGUUGAAGAAGAUCUUGGAGGAAGUCUAG
Molecule: messenger RNA, 8916 nt
Organism: Cladocopium goreaui
Lineage: Eukaryota; Dinophyceae; Suessiales; Symbiodiniaceae
Source: the annotation of a GenBank genome assembly